Molecule: messenger RNA, 536 nt
Organism: Dentiscutata erythropus
Lineage: Eukaryota; Fungi; Glomeromycota; Glomeromycetes; Diversisporales; Gigasporaceae
Source: the annotation of a GenBank genome assembly
AUUCAGUACUUCAUCCAUCUUCCCGUAAAGCUGCUCAACUUCAACGAGUUACUUUACGUAAAGAUCGGUUAGAUAAAGCAAAAGUGCGAAGAUAUUCUGGAAGUGUUAGACCAAUUGUUGACAAGAUUUUAUGGUUCAGAUACGCACUUGAUGAUUCAUUUCCUUGCGCUAUAAAGGCCGAUAUUUAUGAUUUGAUUGAAAUGUAUAUCUCUCGUAAUGAUGAUGAACUCUCAAAACUCAAGUUGUUAAAGAUUAAUGGAGCUGUCAGACCUAAAACAGUAAAAGAAGAUCACAUAGAAGCAUUAAAAUUGAAAGACGAUUUAAACAUUAAAUUAGAAAUUCCGGACUUAAUGAAUGCAAAAAAUGUCAAGUUACUAAGAGAAUGGGAUGGUGACCCAAAUUCAUUAUCACGAAUCAAACUUAUUCGUGUAGAAGACCCAAAAAAUGCUACAGAUUUAAAGACAACAGUAACAAAUUUAAAAAAAAUGAAAAUUGACAAAGACUCAGAUAAACCACAAGGGGAAGAAACUACAAAA